UCAAGCUAAAACACAGUUUCUGCAACUGCUUUAAUCACUGUGUUUUGUUUUUAACAAUAUAUUUGGCAAAUAACUCCAUUUAAUUACAUAUUUAAUUAGCUACGAGUAGCUACAACUAGCUCAUAUUUAGGUAUGCAUAUACUUUUUAUAAAUCGAGAGUUGUAAGACUUUUUUAGUUUUUUCUGAGAUUAGUUAGUACAAUAAUAAUGAUAAUGUUAAUAGCAGCUUUUACGUACAUAAAUUAGUGCACUACUCAAUGAGUAAAACGUUAAUGAUAACAACAAUCAGUCCAACAUUCGCUGUAACACAGUUACUAAAACAAAAUUUACACAAUACAAGCCAAAAUAUCUCCGAAUCUUUUGAACCAAUAAUGUCACAAUUUUUUGAUACUAGCGGUAAAAUAAUUGUUUCCGAGUGGGUACUUGUACUUUAAUCAGUGAUACACGGAGUUUCACCUAUAAAUACAAUUUAAAAAAUGAAUGUAUCACACAUCCGUUGAAUUUGUUGUUGUGACUUUAACCCAGAUUUUAACAAAAAUGGUUAUUUUACGAGGAAAUAUUACUUCAUCAGACGACAACGUGAUCACCACUCCGGAGGUGACCCGGGAGGCUACAGAAUGUCUAGGCCAAACCAUGUUCAAACACAUGAAAAAUAACAAAGAUAAAGUGGCACAGAUUGAUGCCAACACUGGUCAAGUGGACACCUUCAAAGAUCUGCUCCAACGUUGUGUCCGCACUGCCUUACACAUGACCGAUAAAAAUGUGACAAGGGACCACAUAGUGACUUUGUGCACCAACAAUCACUUGAAUUCGGUCGUUCCUUUCAUUGCCACCCAAUUUAUCGGAGCCCGAAUGGCCUCUCUUGACCCAUCGUUCUCACAGAAGGAAAUGUCGCACUUGCUGAAGCAAGUCCGUCCAAAAAUGUUAUUUGUGGUUCCAGAAGUGGCCAAAACUAUUGAAAGUAUUGCGAAAGAACUAGAUCUCGACUCCGAAAUUGUUGUUUUUGGAAGGAGCAACACGUUCACUGAAUUUUCGGAGUUUCUGCGCCCCCAUGACAAUGAAAAGCAAUACAAACCGGUCAAAAUCGACAAUCUCUUCGACACUGCGGUCAUAUACUUCAGUAGCGGCACUUCGGGGCUUCCGAAAGGCAUCUGCAUCAACCACUACGCUUUCAUCACCCUGGUCCUCACAACAACUUACACGGAAAACCCCGAUUUGCUGUAUAUGGCAAGUCAGGCGAGGAGAGUUGCCUUUCCGUUGACGAUUCUCACUUACACUUCCAUGUACUGGAUCUCAGCUGGUACUUUGGUUGUGUCUUCAGUUAUUGAUGGGUUCUGUCGUCUCGUUUGUUCGGACUUUGAUGGGGCAAAAAUUUGGGACUUUUUCGAGAGAUACAAACCAAUGGGAGUCUUACUGACGCCAGUGCAAGCCAUUGAAAUGCUCGCCAAAAAGCCUAAGAGAAAUGUGGACGUCAACAGCAUCCUGUCCGUGGUUAUAAUCGGAUCAGGGAUUUCGAAAGAAUACUCAUUGAGACUAAAAGAAGAGUACCCACAAGCUGAUGUUGUUCGGGGCUACGGACAGACGGAAACAAGCGGAGCUGUCACACUGUUUCGAGGAAACGAUGCCAUCCACCGACCUCUUAUGCAAAAGGAAGAGAAAAUUGAAUCUGUCGGACUCCCAAUUCGAGGCAUGUCGUACAAGGUGGUUGACUGCGAGACCAAUAAAAAUUUAGGUCCAAAUCAAAAAGGCGAGCUUCGGGUCAAGUCAAAAUACGUUAUGAAUGGAUAUUACAACAUGGAUUCGUCUGCGUCUUUUGAUGAAGAUGGAUGGCUGAAAACCGGAGAUGUGGUUUAUUACGAUGAAGAUUACUGUUUUUAUAUCGUGGAUCGGAUUAAAGAAUCUUUCAAGUACCAGGGCUGGUUUAUCGCUCCAGCUGAGCUUGAAAAUGAAUUGCUUAAUCAUCCAGCAGUUUUGCAAGCUGUGGUGAUUGGAAUACCUAAAGAUGAUGGUCAUCAUCCAAUGGGGUUGGUUGUACUUAGGGAAAAUGUUGACGCUAGUGAGGAAGAAAUUGAGAAAUUUGUAGAAGAGAGAGUGCCAGAAAGACAGAGAUUAAGGGCGGGGGUAAAAAUUUUAAAGUCUUUACCGAUGACAGUUACGGGGAAGGUAAAGAGGGUGGAAGUGAAGAAGAUGAUUCUAGAAGGAAAUAACGAAUAAAAAAGCCAAGAGUGCGAUUGUAUUUUUGUCUAAUUUGAUUGUAAUGACUUGUAUAAUUUAUGUCACAUGUUGUUACUAGGUUUAAUAAACAGUAUUACAAAUCAA
Messenger RNA from Tribolium castaneum (red flour beetle), 2318 nucleotides. Its product is annotated as luciferin 4-monooxygenase. The coding region runs from base 480 to 2213 and encodes 577 amino acids. NCBI's taxonomy places the organism in Eukaryota, Metazoa, Arthropoda, Insecta, Coleoptera, Tenebrionidae. Gene Ontology annotation, biological process: long-chain fatty acid metabolic process; fatty-acyl-CoA biosynthetic process. The transcript is spliced from 4 exons. The record is from RefSeq and is a predicted model, not a curated record. Gene Ontology annotation, molecular function: long-chain fatty acid-CoA ligase activity.